Messenger RNA from Leishmania mexicana MHOM/GT/2001/U1103, 1458 nucleotides. RefSeq lists its product as hypothetical. The record is from RefSeq and is a predicted model, not a curated record. The transcript has a single exon. NCBI's taxonomy places the organism in Eukaryota, Euglenozoa, Kinetoplastea, Trypanosomatida, Trypanosomatidae. Bases 1 to 1458 code for a protein of 485 amino acids.
AUGGGCGUCACUUGCACACGUGAAAAUGACGUUGUGUCCUCAUCAGCGGUGACACGUAUGGGUCUCACCCGCCGGUGCAGCCACCUGGAAAGCACAAGGCACCCUAGCACUUUCACAGGGAAAACCUCUCGCCGUCACAGGUCACCCACGCAUGCCAGAGCUGAUGUGUGUGUUGGAUGCGACAACUCGUGUGAGGCCCUGUGUGCGGUGGAAUCGGUUCCCCUGUCUGUCUCAGAGCCGAUGGGUGCCACUCUUCUGCCGUCUUGUGCAGAGAGGCUGUCCUCAAACCGAAGCUUCUGCAACGGCAGCACUGCAGAAACCACUGUACCACACACUUCUCUCGUCGCAGAUACACCGACGGCACCGAGGUAUUCCAUGUACCACAUCCCUGACGAAGAGAACGACAACGGCUACACUCUCACGCCCUUCAAGUCAAUAUACUGCCUACCGCGCACGGCGGAAUUAGAGCCUAACAACUUCCGCGCGGUGGUGACUCACUCCCACGCCGCAGCGGCAGCGGUGCCGAGCACGGAAACGGCUGCCUACAGUCCGAAGGGCGACGACGGUGGGGAGAAAAAAGGCGCCGUAUCACAGGAGACGAUGUCGUGCAAGGCGUUCGGGACGGAAGCCAGAACUUUUUCCAGGCAGUCACACAAGGCCCUGUGGCGCGGCUUCUCCUUUGGCAUCGCGUCCGACUGCACUGAUGACUUAGUGUGGAGGCACGCGGACGAAACGUCGUGCAUGUCGAGCGUCGAAUCCGGCCUCGUGCUGCAGCCGGAGAGCCGCACCGACUCGGCGUCGUGUUGGGAGGUCUCUUCGAUAUUUCCGCGGGCAACCAUCUGCACAGAAGCGGAUGAGAGUUCUAGCACCGUGCUCACCAGCCAGAGCACGCUGUCACGGCGGCAUACCUUUGGUGUCAUGAUGCCAACAGGCCAUAGCCAAGUAGUGGAACACACGGAAGACGGCGGCGCCUGGGAGCCUGCGCUCGCUUCCCCUAGUGUAUGCCUUGAUGCGCGUCGCUCAUGGCAGAAGCAGAAGGGCUCCAUGACCGUCACGAAUGUCGUAGAGGAGGAAGAGGGGCAAGGAGGCGCCUUCGCUCUGCAGGACCGUCACCACCACCGUCAUCACGUCGGCAGGCACUAUCACCUGGCGAGGGCACCUGCCGUGGUACCGCCAUGCGCCUCAUCACACGCCCGAUCGAAAGUCGGCAGGCAGUGGCCGCAGCCCAUCAUGGAAGGACCCAAGAGCAACCUUUCGCGCAGUCGCCCUUUCAACGUGGAGGCAACGCUGGGUUACUCGGCGCGAAGUGCCCGUUUUGUGCCAUCUCCCGACUGGGGGCGCAUCUGCGUGAGCGAGGAAGAGAAGCGGCGACUGACGCAGGUCCUUGUGGCUCAACAGCAGCAUGCAAAGAAGUGGAAGCGCGCGCAGGCGGCGCGCUGGAACUUCGUCAGCUUGUGA